UGAGAAUACCAGUAAAGAAAGCAAAACUCUCUUGAAAAUAAUGCCAUUAUCUCCUCCGGCAGACAUACAGUGUGCAAGUUUCAGUUUCCAGCCAAAGUUGGAGAACGGAGAAACGGUGCAAGACCAAUGUAUACUGUAUGAAGACGAGGACAGCACUAGUGGUGGUGGACAGACCGAAAAUUUAUGCUUCACGUCAGCAGAUACAGCGGGAGUCAUAUCAGUCCCCCAUACCACCACUAGCUCCACCGCCAUUGUCACUACAAUCUCUGCUGUUUCCUCAUCCAUCGUUCCAACCAAAAUAUCAGGCGCCUCUCGACAUGACAUAACGCUUGAGUCAGCAAAAUCAUCAGUGUGCUAUUCUCAGACAGGCUCAAUCGGUAUCUAUUUCUCAUCAAGCCACUACCUCCUCUGUCAAUACUCGGACGUGUACAAGAUAUUGUUCUCGACACCAAAAACUCCCUGUUCUCGCACCAAUAGAAUAGAGUGCAUGAAUGUCACCUGCGGCCACGGUGAAAUUGUAGUGGGUUUCAAGGAUGAUGGUGUCUCCGUGUUGGGGCCUUGUGCUAAGUAUUCCAGCUCUGUCUCAGUGCUGAACCAAUACGACUGUCACACAGUCACAGGGCCUCUGCAGGAGAAAAUAGAAUACGACUGGAAGAUUUGGCGGAUAUGUGGUGGAAACGAACAAGACCUUUACCUCAUGACAGCGGUGCAUAUUGUGGAGAAAGCAGACGGCACUUUGCAGUAUCAUAGUAUUACUUGCUGCCGUGUUAAGUUGUCCUAGGGUAAGGUGAAUUCCUGAAGAACAAGGAAGUCAGAAUACUUGAGCUUUCUCAGACUGCUGGCACUCAUGGCGCAAACGAAGCUUGCAGUUAGUACUUGCACUCUGGGCAAAACAGCGAACUGCUUAUACUCGUAUUCUCUAAACGAUGCACGUGACAUGAUGGGUUAAAACUAACGGAUGUAUAAAUAUUGAACAAAAAUGGAAAUUUCACACAUUCAUCUAC
This is a messenger RNA of Scylla paramamosain (green mud crab), 1004 nucleotides long. RefSeq lists its product as uncharacterized. The coding region runs from base 41 to 781 and encodes 246 amino acids. NCBI's taxonomy places the organism in Eukaryota, Metazoa, Arthropoda, Malacostraca, Decapoda, Portunidae. The transcript has 3 exons. The record is from RefSeq and is a predicted model, not a curated record.